UGAUUGGGCAGGAUAAUUUUUGGGUCUUGGAUCCUACCAAUCGUGGAAGCUGGAUAUGGAGAACUAUCUGUAAGCUGAGACCUAUUGCAAGGCCUAUGGUGUUUUGUGAAGUGGGUUCAUGCAUCACAGCGAGUUUCUGGCAGGAUAAUUGGACCUCUCUAGGCCCUCUUAUUGAUUUAGUGGGGGAAACUGGCCCUCAAGUCACUGGUUUGAGUAUAAACGCUGUCGUGGCUGAUGCUCUGACAAGUGAUGGCUGGUGGUUAGAUCGUAGCAGGAGUGGAAACCCAAUAAUUACUUUGCUAAAGGCCUGCCUUCCCUCUGCUCAGGCUCUGAUUAUGUCAGAAGUUGAUGAUAAGUAUGGAUGGUACCCAGUGGCGGGGAGAGGAACUGGGAUUUUUUCUACGAGUGAGACGUGGAAAGUGCUGCACCCUGACCAAAGCAGUGUGGUUUGGCACAAAGCGGUGUGGUUUACUGGUAGAAUUCCCAAGCAUGCGUUCAUCUCUUGGGUAGCAGCAAGAAACAGGAUGAUUACUAGGGACAGACUCAUUAGCUGGGGAUUAACGGUUCCGUCGGAUUGUGUUUUGUGUACUGGUCACAAUGAGAAUAGGCAUCAUCUCUUCUUCGACUGUGCUUUUAGUCACCAGGUUUGGUCUCACUUCCUUACUCGCAUGAAUGUAGUUGCUCCGCGAGACUUUGAUGCAGUGUUGAGGUGA
Molecule: messenger RNA, 713 nt
Organism: Raphanus sativus (radish)
Lineage: Eukaryota; Viridiplantae; Streptophyta; Magnoliopsida; Brassicales; Brassicaceae
Exons: 1
Coding region: 96-713 (205 amino acids)
Source: RefSeq, a predicted model, not a curated record